Brassica oleracea var. oleracea is the source of this 744-nucleotide messenger RNA. Its product is annotated as mitotic apparatus protein p62-like. Lineage: Eukaryota; Viridiplantae; Streptophyta; Magnoliopsida; Brassicales; Brassicaceae. The record is from RefSeq and is a predicted model, not a curated record. Bases 1 to 744 code for a protein of 247 amino acids. The transcript has 2 exons.
AUGGUGGUCGAAACGCGACGGGGUAAGAGGAAGGAGAAUCCAACGGAGGAAGAGGCUACGAGAGUGAAGUUUGCAAAGACGGGCUCCAGAGAAAAUGUGGAGAAGACGACGACGGAGGAGAGUGAAACGAGGGCGGUGAAGGUUGUGGAAUCGACGGCAAAGACGAUGGAUGAAUCGACGGCAAAGAUGACGGAUGUCUCGAUGGAGAAGACGAAGACGACGGAGAAGACGAGAAAGGACUUGUCUGAGAAUAUGGCGGAGAUGACGGAGCCGUUUAAUGUGGUUGCAGAAGCUGCUCCGACGACACUAAACAAAGGUCCUGGAGAUGAAGAGAAUGAGGAAACCGCUUCUGGAGAUGAAGAGAAUGAGGAAACCGCUUCUGGAGAUGAAGUGAAUGAGGGUUCUGAAGAAGAACAAGAAAAACCAGAUGGAGAGAAGAAGAGUUCUAACGAGGACCAUGAAGAUUCUGAAGAAGAACCUCUAGAUGGAGAGAACGAAGUGAAUGCACGUUCGGAAGAAGAACAAGCAAAUGGAGAAGGAGAAGAGGAAGCAAACGAAAAUGAGAAUCCACUUGAACCUCAGGAUUUGGAUGGAAAUGAGGCACUCGAGGCAAUCAAACCAACCAUAAUGUUCUUCAAGCCAUCUGAGUACAAAAAAAAAAAAAGGCUAGGGACGAGGUGCAUGAUAGCUAGUGCGAUUAAGACGCUAAGCAAUCUGAAACCGAAGCUGUCUAACGCGGAGUAG